Molecule: messenger RNA, 1329 nt
Organism: Emericellopsis cladophorae
Lineage: Eukaryota; Fungi; Ascomycota; Sordariomycetes; Hypocreales; Bionectriaceae
Exons: 4
Coding region: 1-1329 (442 amino acids)
Biological process (GO): proteolysis
Molecular function (GO): metallocarboxypeptidase activity; zinc ion binding
Source: RefSeq, a predicted model, not a curated record
AUGUUGACAGCCCUGAGAAGUAUCAGUGCUACUCGAACCAAGAUCAAGAACAUCAUCAUCAUCAUGAAGUCGUUUGCUGCGCUGGCAUUGGGCCUGCAGGCCGUGGCGGCCAAGGUGUCCUAUGACGGGUACAAGGUCUUCCACAUUGAGACCAGCGACUUUGAGGCUAUGCAGGCCAAGCUCUCCGACAUUGAGUACGUGUCUCUCGACUGCGAGAGCAACCACAAGUCCCUCGAGGUGGCUGUUGCGCCUCAGGACCUGGAGGCCUUUGAGGCCCUCGGACUCGACGUGGAGGUCUCGAUUGAAGACAUGGGCGCGGAGAUAGCCAAGGAAGGCGACAUCAAGCCAUACAAGGCUAGGAAGAAGGCCCGCGACGUUUGCACCGGUCUUCCCGACAUGUCCUGGUUCGAUUCGUACCAUGUUUUUGAAGAUCACCUCGACUUCCUCGAGGAUCUGCAGAGCGCCUUUGUGCGGAACUCUGAGCUGUUCGAUGCCGGCCUGUCGCUCGAAGGACGUCCGCUCAGGGGCAUCCACCUCUGGGGUCGUGAUGGCCCUGGAAUCAAGCCUGCCAUCAUCUGGCACGCCACCGUCCAUGCUCGUGAAUGGAUCACCACCCCGACUGUCGAGUACAUGGCCUACCAAAUCAUCCGCGACUACCGCAUCAAGGAGCCUCUCAUCACCGAGACGCUAGACAAUUAUGAUUUCUACAUCAUGCCUGUCAUCAACCCCGAUGGCUUCGUGCACACCCAUGAGAAUGACCGGCUGUGGCGUAAGAACAGGCAGGCUCGCGAGUCCAGCUCUUGUAUCGGCACAGACAUCAACCGCAACUGGCCCCAUCAAUGGGACGUGCCCGGCGGCUCUUCCACGAACCCCUGUGUCGAAACGUACCGAGGCGAGUCCCCCGGCGACACGCCCGAGAUGGCUGUCAUGACGAACCACACGCUCAGUCUUGCCGAGUCCACGGGAAUCAAGUUUUAUGUUGACUGGCACUCGUACAGCCAGCUGAUUCUCCUGCCGUACGGGUACAGCUGCGACGCUAUGGUGAAGGACUUUGAUACGCAGAUGGAGCUCGCUCGUGGCGUUCGCGAUGCCAUCAGGAGCGUCAACGGGCUGGACUUUGUGUAUGGACCCACGUGCGAGACCAUCUACCAAACUUCGGGCGGUAGCAUGGACUACGUGUACGAUGUGGCCAAUGCAGAGCUCUCGUGGGCUUUUGAACUGCGGCCCCAGUCGCCGAGGCAGGGCGGCUUCGCCAUCCCCCCUGAGAACAUCAUCCCCAGUGGUGAGGAAGUCUGGGCGGGUAUGAGGAACCUCUUUGCGAAUUUCUGA